UGGAGGAUGCUCACUCGCGCGCACACACACACACACACACUCACACACACACAAAUACACGCGCCGCCUUUCUGCCACAUAUGUGUAUAUGUGUGUGUGUAGACCACUAGACAUCCCCAUCUCCUCUCCCGUGCGCUCGCGCUCGCGCCCAACUCUCUUCACGCUCUUCUUCAGCAGCGCUCGCGACCACCACUUCCACUCCGCCGGUGUGAGGAGAAGACCCCCGGAGACUCCCAACAUCAGCAGACCCCCCCAGCACCCUAAUCAAGACCCCCUGUAGUGUAUUUUAUCUUUAUCUUUAGCCGUGAUCUGGCAACCCACCCCUCCUGUCCGAGCCCCCAAGCCCCUCUGGACACCCAUGGAGGGAGACGUUAUGGACAAACUGGACGACAUGGCUUCUGUGUACGAGUUCGACCCGUUCACGGGCAACAUCCCCGCCACCAAGGUGGAGAUCACCGUAUCCUGCAGGAAUCUUCUAGAUAAAGAUACAUUCUCCAAAUCAGACCCAAUGUGUGUCCUCUACACCCAAGGAGUUGAGACCAAGCAGUGGAGAGAGUUCGGAAGAACGGAGGUGAUUGACAACACGCUAAAUCCGGAUUUCGUGCGGAAGUUCAUCCUGGACUACUUCUUUGAGGAGAAGCAGAAUCUGCGCUUUGACUUAUACGACGUUGACUCUAAAAGCCCAGAUCUCUCAAAACAUCCCUCAGAAUGCAACGAUUUCCUUGGGCAAAUGUUCUGCACCCUGGGAGAGAUUGUGGGGUCACCAGCAAGCCGACUGGACAAGCCUCUUGGGGGCAUCCCCGGGAAGAAGUGCGGGACCAUCAUCCUGUCAGCGGAGGAGCUCGGGAACUGCAGGGACAGUGCCACCAUGCAGUUUUGUGCCAACAAACUGGACAAAAAGGAUUUCUUUGGCAAGUCAGACCCCUUCAUGGUGUUCUACAGAAGCAAUGAAGACGGAACGUUCACCAUCUGCCACAAGACAGAGGUGGUGAAGAACACACUCAAUCCCGUCUGGCAGUCUUUCACUAUCCCGGUGAGAGCACUCUGCAAUGGAGACUUCGACCGGACUAUCAAGGUGGAGGUGUAUGACUGGGACCGAGAUGGAAGCCACGAUUUCAUCGGUGAAUUCACCACCAGUUACCGCGAGCUCGCCCGGGGACAGAGCCAGUUCAACGUGUACGAGGUGGUGAAUCCGAAGAAGAAGAUGAAGAAGAAGAAAUACGUCAAUUCGGGCACGGUGACGCUGCUGUCUUUCUCGGUGGAAUCCGAAUUCACUUUCCUCGAUUACAUUAAAGGAGGGACCCAAAUAAAUUUCACCGUGGCCAUUGACUUCACAGCUUCGAAUGGUAACCCAUCCCAGUCCACGUCUCUCCACUACAUGAACCCAUACCAGAUGAACGCCUACGCCAUGGCACUGAAAGCCGUCGGGGAGAUCAUCCAGGAUUACGACAGCGACAAGAUGUUUCCGGCGCUGGGCUUCGGAGCCAAACUGCCCCCUGAUGGACGGGUGUCUCACGAGUUUCCGCUGAAUGGUAAUAUUGAAAACCCCUACUGCAAUGGAAUCGAAGGGAUUCUGGAGGCGUACCAUCAGAGCUUAAAGACAGUCCAGCUUUAUGGGCCCACAAACUUCGCUCCAGUCGUCAACCAUGUGGCCAGGUAUGCAGCAGCUGUGCAGGACGGCUCGCAGUACUUUGUCCUCCUCAUCAUCACAGACGGCGUCAUAUCAGACAUGUCCCAGACCAAAGAGGCCAUUGUGAACGGUGCCAAGCUGCCCAUGUCAAUCAUCAUUGUCGGAGUGGGCCAGGCAGAGUUUGAUGCCAUGGUGGAGCUGGAUGGUGACGACAUAAGAAUCUCCUCACGAGGGAAACUAGCAGAACGGGAUAUUGUCCAGUUCGUGCCAUUCCGGGACUACAUGGACCGCACAGGAAACCACGUCUUAAGCAUGGCCCGACUGGCCAAAGACGUCCUUGCCGAGAUCCCUGACCAGUUCAUCUCCUAUAUGAAGAGUCGGGGCAUCAAGCCCAACCCGGCACCCCCUCCAUACACGCCCCCGGGACAUACACACCACACCCAGAUCUGAGGCUCCUGGCCAAUCGGUGGCCAGCUGGAGAUGACAUCAGCCUCCCUUAGGAUAUCAGAUGGGACAGGUCUGAUGAAGCAGGGGACAGUUUAGGCUCCCUGGUUGCGUUGAUGUGUGUACGGACUCGCCGGGACACUUCCGAAGUGCAGAGACAUUUUUGUUCGUGCGUCUUUUUCGUACGUCGUUCGUACAUUUCCUGCCUGUUUUUCAUGCCGGGGAGACGGCACAAUCCGAGAAAUGGACUCCAGUCGAGUUUUGUCUGUUUUUUGUCAAAAAAUGAAAAGCUAACAAAAACAACAACAACAACAACAACAAAAUAUCUUGGCCUGUGACUGUUCUCAGUUCUUUAUUUGGGGAGGACGUGGUAAAGGACAAGGAGGAGGAUGAUGUUUGUGGUUUCAGCUCGUGCCUGUCUGUGGUCAUCUCAGUGUACCAGGACAAGGGUGCCGUGCUCCGACCUUUUGACCUUGCUCUGCAUCGAUGUAUUAGCGUAUGUACAUUAUUCAGGUGAUGUUUUUAGAUUCCUAUCUCAGUGGCGUUCAGUUUGGAUUGAGACUUUUGUGUGCAUUCGGUUUCUCACUUUUGCACACCACUUGCAUUACCUUUGUAAAUCUUGAUUCUGUCGAAAGCCAUUUAUGUUCCUGAAAGCAUGCUGGAAGGAGCCAAGACCCCAUAGCCAAGACCCUAGAAUCAAGACCUCAGAAUCAAUACCCCAUAGCCAAUACCCUAGAGCCAAGACCGCAGAACCAAGGCCCUAUAGCCAAGACCUCAGAACCAAGACCCCAUAUCCAAGACCCAAAAUCAAGACCCCAAGACCAAGACCUCAAAACCAAAACUCUCAUAGCCAAGACGCCAGAACCAAGACCCCAUAGCCAAGACCCUAGAAUCAAGACCUCAGAAUCAAUACCCCAUAGCCAAUACCCUAGAGCCAAGACCGCAGAACCAAGGCCCUAUAGCCAAGACCUCAGAACCAAGACCCCAUAGCCAAGACCCAAAAUCAAGACCCCAAGACCAAGACCUCAAAACCAAAACUCUCAUAGCCAAGACGCCAGAACCAAGACCCUAUAGCCAAGACCCUAAAGUCAAGACCUCAGAACCAAGACCCAAUAUCCAAUAACCUAGAGCCAAGAUCUCAGUACCAAUACCCUAUAU
Astyanax mexicanus (Mexican tetra) is the source of this 3232-nucleotide messenger RNA. It is a transcript of the gene cpne5b, whose product is annotated as copine Vb. The transcript is spliced from 21 exons. Gene Ontology annotation, molecular function: calcium-dependent phospholipid binding. Gene Ontology annotation, cellular component: plasma membrane. NCBI's taxonomy places the organism in Eukaryota, Metazoa, Chordata, Actinopteri, Characiformes, Acestrorhamphidae. The coding region runs from base 359 to 2080 and encodes 573 amino acids. The record is from RefSeq and is a predicted model, not a curated record. Gene Ontology annotation, biological process: cellular response to calcium ion.